This is a messenger RNA of Onychostruthus taczanowskii (white-rumped snowfinch), 2251 nucleotides long. RefSeq names its product methionyl aminopeptidase 1 (gene METAP1). The transcript is spliced from 11 exons. Gene Ontology annotation, biological process: proteolysis. Bases 40 to 1203 code for a protein of 387 amino acids. Gene Ontology annotation, molecular function: metalloaminopeptidase activity. The record is from RefSeq and is a predicted model, not a curated record. NCBI's taxonomy places the organism in Eukaryota, Metazoa, Chordata, Aves, Passeriformes, Passeridae.
CUCCGGGCGGCGGCUCCUCCCCCGUGGCCGCCCGGCAGCAUGGCGGCGGCGGUGGAGACCCGCAGAGUCUGCGAGACCGCCGGCUGCAGCAGCGAGGCCAAGCUGCAGUGCCCCACCUGCCUCAAGCUGGGCAUCCAGGGCUCCUACUUCUGCUCGCAGGAAUGCUUUAAAGGAAGCUGGGCCACUCACAAGUUAUUACACAAGAAAGCAAAAGAUGAAAAAGCUAAGCGUGAAGUUUCCUCCUGGAGCCUGGAAGGCGAUGUUAACACAAAUCCCUGGUCUGGUUAUCGAUACACUGGGAAGCUCCGGCCACACUAUCCGCUGACGCCCACAAGACCUGUGCCAAGUUAUAUUCAGAGACCGGAUUAUGCUGAUCACCCACUAGGAAUGUCUGAAUCAGAACAAGCUUUAAAAGGAACCUCUCAAAUAAAAAUACUGUCAUCUGAGGAUAUAGAAGGGAUGCGAGUAGUGUGUAGGCUUGCUAGAGAAGUAUUGGAUGUUGCUGCCAUGAUGGUGAAACCAGGAGUAACUACUGAAGAAAUUGAUCAUGCUGUCCAUUUAGCUUGUAUUGCAAGGAAUUGUUAUCCUUCCCCUUUGAAUUAUUAUAAUUUCCCCAAGUCGUGUUGUACAUCAGUGAAUGAAGUGAUCUGUCAUGGAAUUCCUGACAGGAGGCCAUUGCAGGAGGGAGAUAUUGUUAAUGUGGAUAUCACUGUCUAUCGCAAUGGCUACCACGGAGAUCUGAACGAGACCUUCUAUGUCGGGGAGGUGGACGAGGGAGCCAGGAGGCUUGUCCAGACAACCUAUGAGUGCCUAAUGCAAGCCAUCGAUGCAGUAAAACCUGGUGUUCGGUACAGAGAACUGGGGAACAUAAUUCAGAAACACGCUCAAGCAAAUGGAUUUUCAGUGGUUCGGAGCUACUGCGGGCAUGGAAUCCACAAACUUUUCCAUACAGCUCCCAAUGUGCCCCAUUAUGCCAAAAACAAGGCAGUUGGAGUCAUGAAGCCAGGUCAUGUAUUUACAAUUGAGCCAAUGAUCUGUGAAGGUGGCUGGCAGGACGAGACCUGGCCCGACGGUUGGACUGCGGUGACGAGGGACGGGAAGCGCUCGGCGCAGUUUGAACACACGCUGCUGGUCACAGACACGGGCUGCGAGAUCCUGACCCGCCGCCUGGACAGCACUCGCCCCCACUUCAUGACCCAGUGAUAGUCCACACUGAGCAGGUGCAUCAGAACAAGAAAUAUAUAUCUAUUUUUUGCCCCUGUACUAUGCAUUUUUUUAAGAGUACAGAAUAGAAAGAUUUUGUUUGUUCUUGGUGAUUGUAGAUAAGAGGAAUAUCUCGAAGAACCUGACCCAAUGUCUGCAAAAGCAGAGAAGAAUUUAAAGAAUUUCCUGCUUUCCUCCUACCUACAACACUCACGCUGUACUUUCCUUUUUUCUUCAAUUAUCUCUUUAGCACCUUUCUUCCAAUUAGACCCACAAUUGCUUCUGUUGCUGCCAUGAUAUUAGCUAGAAAAGCGUGGGUAAGCUUUCCCACUGGGACUUGAUAUUUUGGGAUCCAGGUUUUUUUCACCAUUUCAGUGUGACCUGUCACUUUUGGUUUGUGAGAGGCACCUGAGAUUUUAAGCAUUUCUUAUUCCAAAGACUUGCUCUUACUUCUGCAGAUUCUAUUUUGGGCCUUGUUUGUUUCAGCUUAGAAGGGGGCAGAAGGGAGAAAGACACGCACGUACAAGAACGGGCUACCUUUAAUUCUGCCCCCAUCUCUCUGCUGGUGGUGAUUGCCACUGCGGGUGGCACACUGUGCUAAUGGCAGGAUUUGUUUCUCUUGCUGGAGAUUUGACAGGAUGGGAAGUUAACAAAGUCUGUCUUAUAUGCAACUGCCUGGAAUAAGCUGCUUUUUGGCAAAGCAGUACUUGCAGGCAGCCUCCUGUACCAAAAGCUUGGUGAAGCUGAUGUAUCAGACUUGCCUAGGUAAAGGAAUGCAACAAGAACCAAAAAGAUCCCAUGAUUCAUGGGAUCCCUACGUCUGUUAACUGUGGGGCAUUUUUAAAAAGUACAUCCACAGUAGCUGUGGGGGAUUGGAUUUGCAAGACUUACAGUGAAGUAUCUCAAAACAAGUCUGAGUGUGUGAAAAUGAAACACGUUCAACACUGUAUUCAUUUUCUUUUGGUAAUUUUUAAACGGGUCAUUUUCUUCCCCCUUGGUUGAGUGAGUUUCAGGCUUUUGGGAAGUCUUAGGGGGGCAGCUAUGAAAA